Molecule: messenger RNA, 247 nt
Organism: Microdochium trichocladiopsis
Lineage: Eukaryota; Fungi; Ascomycota; Sordariomycetes; Xylariales; Microdochiaceae
Exons: 2
Source: RefSeq, a predicted model, not a curated record
CGCUGCAAAUGUGGCCCAAUACCUCCGUGUCACGAUCCGACCUCCGGGGUCAGCCGUCUGGUCGGGCUUCGGUGGGUUGCUGUUCUGCGGCCGUCGCAAUAUCACUUCCUGUCGAAUGUCGUUCUCUCUGGGUGUUGCCGUGUCUCUUGGAAGAGAUACCACUCUCGUCAAUUGAGUGACUGGUUCAAGUGAUGUGUGAGAAUGAUACUUAGAUUGAUCGCUGAAGUACAAAGGUAGUGACUGUCUG